AUGUUUGGUACGAAUCGACCAACCUUUGGCGGCGCAGCGCAACCGUUUGGUUCAACGGCAUCUCCAUUCGGGUCGCAACAACAACAGCCACAACAGCCGCAGGGGACGACGUUUGGUAUGAAUAACGCUCAAUCUGGAUUCGGUGGAUUCGGUGCAGGUUCCAAUGCGGCGGCAACUGGAAAUCAGGGCAGUAAUCUUUUUGGUAUGUCUACCAAUAAUAAUAAUACCUCGUCUUCGACGACUCCAUUCGGUAAGGCAGUGACUGGCGGUGUUUCUGCUAGUAAUGCGAAUAGUGGUAACACGGCAUCUUUAUUUGGUGCUGGUGGGAUGGGUACUAACUUGAAUUCAUCAUCUUCAUCAGGUACAGCAGUGGCACCUUUUUCUGCGUAUCAAGAAAAAGAUGCAACAACUGGUGUUACAAACGUUUUUGAAAGCAUCACUUGUAUGCCUGAAUAUCGGAAUUUUUCGUUUGAAGAAUUAAGAUUUCAAGAUUAUCAAGCUGGACGUAUAAGAGCAAAUACUGGUAAUGUCACAGGAACUGUCUCUCCAUUUGGCACACAAAACUCCAAUACUAACACCGGAUUCGGUAUGAUAGGGAAUAACUCUUCAAAUCAACCUCAAUCUGCGGGUAGUGGUGGCCUUUUUGGUCAAAGGGCGGCGACUUCUGCUCAAAAUUCACCCUUUGGUUCUCUUUCAUCGAACAAUACAAACACGAGUUCUUUUGGUGGCGGAGCCGCCGGUGGGGCAUUUGGUUCUGCAAAUAACACUGCUACUAAUGCAUUCGGCAGUACUGCAAAUAAUAACAAUUCUCCAUUUGGAAUGAACAAGCCAGCCACAAAUGCAACUGGUGGGACAGGAUUAUUUGGUAACAACAAUCAAAGAACAGCAUCUGGUGGUUUGUUUGGACAACCAAACGCAGCAGGUAAUACAGGAGGUUUUGGGGCAGCCAAUAAUGCUUUUGGUGGCGCCGCAAAUACUAAUACUAAUACUGGCUUAUUUGGGCAAAGUAAUCAGCAAACUGGAGGCGCAGGAUUAUUUGGUAAUCAGCAAUCAGGCACCUUCGGUCAAAAUAAUACAAAUCAACCAUCAAACACUGGUGGGUUAUUUGGACAACAGCAAAACAAUGCAGGUCUCUUUGGACAGCAGAAUAAUCAAACUUCUGGUGGAUUAUUCGGUAAUAAACCAGCAAAUGGUGGUCUUUUCGGUCAAAGCGGCAGUGCUUUUGGUCAGAAUAAUGGCACUACUAAUACACAAAAUGGCGGACUAUUUGGACAAAGCAACAAUCAACAAGCAGCAGGGAACUCAGGAGGAUUAUUUGGACAAAAUAAUACUCAACAAACUGGUGGUGGAUUAUUUGGCCAAAGCAAUACUCAAAAUCAAACUGGCGGUGGUCUAUUUGGGCAAAAUAAUACUCAGCAAAGUGGAGGAGGAGGUCUUUUUGGACAAAAUAAUGCCAAUCAACAAUCUGGUGGUCUGUUCGGCCAGAACAGUAACACUUUUGGUCAGUCGCAACAACCAAAUGCACAACCAAAUACUACAUCCACUGGUUUAUUUGGGAACAAACCUGCUACAGGUGGGUUGUUUGGUCAAAACAGCAAUGGGUUUGGCCAAAACAGCACUGAUACAGGUAAUGGCUUGUUCGGGCAAAAUUCAAAUCAACAAAAUAGCGGAGGUCUCUUUGGGCAAACACAGCAACCGCAAACAGGCGGAUUGUUUGGUCAAAAUAAUCAGCAGCAAACUGGUGGCUUGUUUGGUCAGAGUAACAAUAAUCAACAAACUGGUGGUUUAUUUGGUGCAAAACCUGCUACUACGACAAGUACUGGUUUGUUCGGAAAUUCGCAACCAGCUCCGCAAUCUGGCGGCCUUUUUGGUCAAAACAAUAGCGCGCUCGGACAGCAACAACAACAGCAACAACCACAAGGGAGCUCCUUAUUUGGUCAGACUAAUCAGCAACCAGGAGGAUUAUUCGGUUCCAAACCUGCAGCAAAUACUGGAGGUGGACUUUUUGGCAAUAAUAAUACGACAAACGCUAGCCAAUCUGGUUUAGGCCAACCUUCUGGUGGAUUAUUUGGACAAAAACUAUCAAAUGGUGCCGGUGCUACAGGAGGUGGAUUAUUUGGUGCCAAUACUGCAAAUAACAAUUCAGUACAAACCGGUGGAGGGCUAUUUGGAAGUGGCAAUGCUAACAAUGCUACCAAUACUGCAGGUGGUGGUCUGUUCGGAGCUAAGCCGGUUGCUAAUACAGGAGUUGCGGGAGGUGGAUUGUUUGGUAGCAAUAAUAAUAACCAAAGCACCUCUACUGGUGUUUCUGGUGGAUUGUUUGGUUCAAAGCCUGCUGGAUCUACUGGAACUGGACUUGGUGGCGGAUUAUUCGGAAGCUCUGCAAAUAGUUCCAAUAACAACAGCGGCGGACUCUUUGGAAACAGAUCUCAACCCAAUAUGCCACAAUCGGGGUUGCAAUCUAGCUUUUCACAGCAGCAACAAUCACAGCCACAACAGCAGACGCAACUUUUGGGGGCAAAUGUGUAUGGAACUAAUGAACUUUUCUCUAGAGUGGCUGUCCCUAAUUCAAUCACUCAGUCUGAGAAGCCAAGCGCUACUGAAAUCGGUGCAGAUUUGAAAAGGAAGGCUAGUCUUACAGCAGCUUACAGAUUGGCACCCAAACCAUUAUUCAAAACAAAAAAUCUAUCGGACAAUUUUACUGGAAGAUUUGACAGUGUUGGCGCUAGCCAGUCUCGUAGCUCUUCAUCAUCCUCGAGUACAGACUCAAUUGGCAAAGAAAUUGUUCCUGUUGAGAGCAGUAACACUUUAUUUUCUCCCGAUACUGACGAUGCUAUUUUGUCUGCUGAUAAAUUGCUGUUUAAUCCAGACAAAAAGUCGUUCAAAAAUCUCAUAAUUAAUAAGAAGAAGAUGGAAGAAAGUGUAAGCCAAGCGGGCCAUUCUUCAGAGAUAAAAAGGAUCACUUUCAAUCCCGGAAACGAGUCAACGGACAGCAUACCAAAAACAACAGAAUCCCAGAAAGACUCUUCGAUCUUUACUCAAAUCGACGAAAGCCCAAUAGCUGCUAAGGAUACAAAAGGCAUAAAUAUCAACAUCAAUGGAUUAUCAGCUUCUCCAUCCACCAAAUCAUCCUCAGAACUAGCUGAAAAAUCUUUAGAAUCUUCAAAUAGACCGCGUGGAAUAUAUGGGGAUGAUAUAUCAUUUACUGAUGAUGGAUAUUACAUCUCGCCAUCUUUGGACACGUUAGCGUCAAAAACCUUACCACAAUUGCGUAGAGUGUCGGGUUUGGUUGUGGGUCAUAAAGAUUAUGGUAAGAUUGAAUUUUUGGAGCCUGUGGAUUUAUCGAAUAUUCCUCUACCCCUACUUUGUGGUUCCAUUAUUGUUUUCGAACCAAAGUCGUGUAUCGUGUAUCCAAAUUCAUCUCAAAGUCCAAAGGAAGGGCAAGGCAUUAAUGUCCGUGCAAGAAUAAGCUGUUAUAAAUGCUACCCAGCUGACAAAGUCACCAGAGCACCUAUUAAAGAUGCCAAUCAUCAGCUUGUCAAGAGACACAUAGCUAAACUGAAGAAAUUGCCUCAUGCUAAAUUCGAAAGUUAUGAUCCAGUUUCUGGUUGUUGGACAUUUGUUGUUGACCACCCAGUUAGUGGUUAA
Molecule: messenger RNA, 3648 nt
Organism: Zygotorulaspora mrakii
Lineage: Eukaryota; Fungi; Ascomycota; Saccharomycetes; Saccharomycetales; Saccharomycetaceae
Gene: NUP116
Product: FG-nucleoporin NUP116
Exons: 1
Coding region: 1-3648 (1215 amino acids)
Biological process (GO): post-transcriptional tethering of RNA polymerase II gene DNA at nuclear periphery; protein import into nucleus; RNA export from nucleus
Cellular component (GO): nuclear pore cytoplasmic filaments; nuclear pore
Molecular function (GO): structural constituent of nuclear pore
Source: RefSeq, a predicted model, not a curated record